CAUGUUGAAUGUGCAUCCAGACCCAAAAGUUGAACCCAGCAAGAAAUUAGGACCAUUGUUUGUGUGUGAGAGAGAGAGGCUAAACAUUAUUACCAUGGCAAAGCUAGCAGUUUCUACUAAGUCCUUCACAACGGUACUACUACUAGCCUGCAUGUUGGUAUUUUCUGCUCAUGUUGAUGCAAGCAUAACAUGCGCUGAGGUGACAACCUUACUGACUCCAUGUAUCAGCUAUGCCAUUUUUGGUGGGACAGUCCCACAAGCUUGUUGUGAGGGAAUUAAAGCUGUCCAUGCUGGUUCCACUACCGUAGAAGAUCACAGAGCCACAUGCAGUUGCAUCAUGGAUGGUAUUUCAAGGAUCCCAGGAAUCAACUACGACUUAGUUGGAACACUACCUGAGACUUGUGGCACUACUUGUACCUACAAAAUCACACCCACCACCGACUGUUCAAAGGUGGACUAAUUCUAUUGGAUGCACUUCUAUAAGGAUGAAAAUAAAGCUCCAUGAAAGCUAGUGUCCACGUGUUUGAAGCACAAUGCUAUUGUGUUAUUAUUUAUUAAGAAAUCAUGUCAUAUUGACAUAUUGAUAUUGUAUACGGAUUGCAGAGUUUAAUACAACCAAUUGAACUUACAAAAAGUAUCAAUAUAUGUAACUUAUUUCUACGUUGCA
Quercus robur (English oak) is the source of this 667-nucleotide messenger RNA. Its product is annotated as non-specific lipid-transfer protein 1-like. The record is from RefSeq and is a predicted model, not a curated record. Gene Ontology annotation, cellular component: membrane. Gene Ontology annotation, biological process: lipid transport. Bases 2 to 460 code for a protein of 152 amino acids. Gene Ontology annotation, molecular function: lipid binding. The transcript has 2 exons. NCBI's taxonomy places the organism in Eukaryota, Viridiplantae, Streptophyta, Magnoliopsida, Fagales, Fagaceae.